Messenger RNA from Coccidioides immitis RS, 540 nucleotides. RefSeq lists its product as uncharacterized. The record is from RefSeq and is a predicted model, not a curated record. Bases 1 to 540 code for a protein of 179 amino acids. Lineage: Eukaryota; Fungi; Ascomycota; Eurotiomycetes; Onygenales; Onygenaceae. The transcript is spliced from 3 exons.
AUGAGGCUUAAAACACACAUGUGGCCAACAAAACUUAACUUGUUAUCUCUCCUUCUUGGACUAGAACUACAUUGGAACUCAACAAUUCCGGGGAACGACAAGGCUGCGAAGCCUGAAGCGACAAGCCGUCAUUGGCCCGAGGGUCUCGAUUGGUAUGAAGACGGAAAAAGCAAAAGGCGACUGUCGAUGACCUUUGUGCGGCUCUGCCUCAGGGAUGGAUUCUCACGAUGCUGCAAAUCACAGCCGAGACACCAAAGCUUCUGGCCCCUCAUUGCCGCCAAGUCGUGCCACCCGACAUUUCUUUUGGUCCCAACUCCAGCGAACCACCCGGGAGAGGGAUCGGAGUGCACUAGCUCGUUGACGACUCCGAUGGCAGGCGACAAGGCCAAGGAUACGUGGGAGAUUACGUUGAGAGGGCGUAGAUCAGUCCGACCGUUCCUGGCAGAUUGUGAAACCUACUGCCCCAUUCUCGUCGGCAGCAACGUAUCAGGCUCCAGGGCAGCAUCGGCCAAACAAAGAGCCUCCAAAAAAUCCGGAUGA